AAAAAACAACCCCAGAAGAUCUGAGUCCGCAGUGUUUUAUAGAGAAACAGGAGCUGAUCUGCUGCAGAUUGGAAUGAUCUCUCAUUGCAAGUCUUCUGCUUCCUUUGUUUCCAUUUUCUCUUAUAUUUCUUAAAAAAUACUUUCAAAAAAUACCACAGGAACACCAAAAAGAUGGAUCUCUCAAUGCCAUCAAACGAAAUAAAACUCGAAGAAGGACUUUCUAAAGAAAUAAAACUCGAGGACAGAGUUUCUAGCAGUUCUGUGGCUCAAGAGGAAUAUUUUUGUGUUUCUUCACAAGAACCGACCCAAACCAGUUCAGGAAAAGGGAUGCCUUUCCAUUGUUCAGACUGUGGAAAGAGUUUUAUGAAAAAGAGUGCUUUUCAAACGCACCAGCGCAUUCACACUGGAGAGAAACCGUUUCAGUGCUCAGAGUGUGGACAGUACUUUAGAAAGACUGAAACCCUUAAAAAACACCAGCGAAUUCACACUGGAGAGAAACCCUAUUAUUGCUCGGAGUGCGGGUUAAGUUUUACAGAGAGUAGUCAACUCAAAAGUCACAAGCGUGUUCACACUGGAGAGAAACCGUAUCACUGCUCUGAAUGUGGACAGAGUUUUAGAGACAGUUCUAACCUUAAGAAACACCACCGCAUUCACACUGGAGAGAAACCUUAUCACUGCUCAGAAUGUGGACAGAGUUUUAGAGACAGCGCUAGCCUUAAAAAACACCAGCGCAUUCACACUGGAGAGAAACCCUAUUACUGCUCGGAGUGCGGGUUAAGUUUUACAGAGAGUAGUCACCUCAAAAGUCAUCAGCGUGUGCACACUGGAGAGAAACCGUAUCACUGCUCUGAAUGUGGACAGAGUUUUAGAGACAGUGCUAACCUUAAGAAACACCACCGCAUUCACACUGGAGAGAAACCGUACCAGUGCUCGGACUGCGGGAUGAGUUUUACCGAAAGUGGUUCCCUUAAAAGACACCGGUUCAUUCACACCGGAGAGAAACCGCAUCACUGCAUUGGUUGUGGAAAAAGUUUUAACCAACAGAGUGACCUCAGGAGACACCAGAGCGUUCACACUGGAGAGAAACCGUAUCAGUGCUCAGAGUGUGGGAUGAGUUUCACGCACAGUGGGAACCUGAAAAAACACCAGAGAAUUCAUACUGGAGAGAAACCGUAUCCCUGUUUGGAGUGUGGGAUGAGUUUCAGGAACAGUGGGACCCUGAAAAAACACCAGCGAAUUCAUUCUGGAGAGAAACCGUAUCCCUGUUUGGAAUACUGUGGUAAGAGUUUCAUGAAAAAGAGUGCAUUUCAAACGCACCAGCGUAUUCACACUGGAGAGAAACCGUAUCAGUGCUCAGACUGUGGAAGGAGUUUUACCCAGCAGAGUAAUCUCAAGAAACACCAGCGCAUUCACACGGGACAGAAACCAUAUAUGUGUUCGGAGUGCGGGAUGACGUUUAAUCAACAGAGUGCUCUUCAGGCGCACCGGCGCACUCACACCGGAGAAAAACCGUUUCAGUGCUCAGAGUGUGGACAGUACUUUAGAAAGACUGAAACCCUUAAAAAACACCAGCGAAUUCACACUGGAGAGAAACCCUAUUACUGCUCGGAGUGCGGGUUAAGUUUUACAGAGAGUAGUCAACUCAAAAGUCACCAGCGUGUUCACACUGGAGAGAAACCGUAUCACUGCUCUGAAUGUGGACAGAGUUUUAGAGACAGUGCUAACCUUAAGAAACACCACCGCAUUCACACUGGAGAGAAACCGUACCAGUGCUCGGACUGCGGGAUGAGUUUUACCGAAAGUGGUUCCCUUAAAAGACACCGGUUCAUUCACACCGGAGAGAAACCGUAUCAUUGCAUUGUUUGUGGGAAGAGUUUUAACCAACAGAGUGACCUCAGGAGACACCAGAGCGUUCACACUGGAGAGAAACCGUAUCAGUGCUCAGAGUGCGAGAUGAGCUUUAGAGAGAGUGGUCACCUCAAAAAACACCAGAGAAUUCAUACUGGAGAGAAACCGUAUCCCUGUUUGGAGUGUGGGAUGAGUUUCAGGGACAGUGGGAACCUAAAAAAACACCAGCGAAUUCAUUCUGGAGCAAAACUGUAAGAAUUCUUAGCAGGUCAAUGGAGCUUUAGAGAUUGUGGAACCCUCAGAAGUUUUGAGAACCUGUGGACAGAGCGUUAAACAACAGUGUUCUCUAAAUGGCUACUCAUGGCGCUUUUCAAUUGGCGUGAAACUGGCACGUUUUGGUUUUGCAAAACCUAAUUUCGUACCGUUUGCUGCGUUUUCACCAACAAAAGUAGAUUCUAGAACCAGGAAUGUUCGUUUGUAGAGGGAACUGAAGAAUUCUGGGUUCUUCAGCACCAAUUGCGUUCAUCGCUGCUGUGCAGCACCCUUUGUUGAUAAUGUAUGAUGUGACGUUUUGAUGGUUCCACUAAAACUGGUGAAAAUGCGAACUGGUUCACUGAAAAGCACCAAAAGUUCUUAUAGGCUUGAAAGGAACUGUUUCAAGAACUGGAGUUCUUUUGGUGGAAAAAGUGCUAUAAAGCCCUAUCCUGACAAAAUUAGUUUGUCAGGGGGUUCUGGGUUUUCUCUUUUCUCUCCUCUGUGAUUUUAUUCCCGUCCAGAACGAUCAUGUAGUUGUUUUCCACUUUGGGCUUGCCACAGUUUCCACGGAGAUCCACUUUAAAAACACAAAAGCGAGUGGAAAUGGAGGAGCUACUGAACGCUGCGAUGUCAUGUGACCGAGAAAAAAGUCUAAACUCCCGUCCAGAACGAUCAUGUAGUUGUUUUCCACUUUGGGCUUGCCACAGUUUCCACAGAGAUCCAUGUUAAAAACACAAAAGCGAGUGGAAAUGGAGGAGCUACUGAACGCUGCAAUGUCAUGUGACCGAGAAAAAAGUCUAAACUCUCUGGUCCCCUUGUUUUUCAAUUGCAGUCCAGAUGCAGGAGUUUUAUCACUAAAGAGUAGAAGUGUUAAAUAUUUAUCACAGACGCCCCCUGAGAAAAUAAUCCCGUCCAGAUAGAGCUUUAGAGUCUUUGGGAAGAACCUUAACUUUGAAAUUUGAAAACACAGGUACAUUAAAAAGCAGGUAAUAUCUUAACAUGUAAAGUAGAAACAAGGACAUGGUCAUAAUGUUAUGCUUGGUUGGUGUAUAUAAGUUAAAAUAAUGUGGAAAGCUCUGGUGGACCUCACUUAACCUUUUUUUAGAGGUGUUGGAAGAGUCAGUCAUGUCAUUGCUAUAACCAGUAAAAAUGCAUGGAAUUACUUUAUAUUUCUGGCCAGGUGUUGUGUUGGGCAGUGUGCAGGUUCUUUUGGUAAAUAGUGAAAGAUAGAUAAGUAUAUUCUCCAGUUAAAAAUAAUCAGAACACUUCUUUAGUGGUCCUAAAUUUGUGAAAGAAGAUUAGAAGGGUACUUGUUUGUUUAUUUAAGGACAUUAAAACACAUCGAAAUUAUUUAGGACUGUGCCUUUCAUAUUGGCUUUUAGAAAACAAGGUUGUAAAUUGAUCUAUUGAGAUGUCAACAUCAUCGCAACUGUUGAGUAUAUACAAAAUGUAUGUAUACUUACUCCUAACCUGUUUGUAUUCCACAUUUACUCUUAGUUAUUAGUUUACAUGUUUUACUGAGUUGGUUUGUAGAUAUCAUAAUUACUAACACCAGUAAUGAUUAUAUUAGAAAACACUAAAAACCAAAAGCUCACAAAAAAGUUGUUUAGCAGCAUAAUUCCAAACAACCUGGUCUAAAAACAAACCUUUUUGUAGCUAAAAGUCAUUGGAACAGUAUUGGAAAAAAAAUGCAUCAUCUUUUGUGUGAAAAUAUGGUACAACUAAAUUUUUUUUUUUUCAAUUUCUGUAUGAAACUUUAUGUAUGUACUUUUUAAAAUAUGGAUCUGUAACCUAAUUGUACUGUUCUUGAUGUUUACUGCUCAAAGGAGAACAAUGUAAUUAAAUUUUUAUUAAUAAUUAUCCAUUCCUGCAUUUUAGGCCUACUUCCUACUUUAAAAUGUUGCCUUUACUUCUACCAACAUUUAAUGUGUUUGGCACUGAAGAUCCCAAGUCUGUUCUUUCUGCUAAAACAUCUUAAAAGAUUGGGGUCUUUUGUCACAUUUUAAUGUUUUGCAAAAGUUAGCAGUUUUUCGUGUUCUUUUAUCUGCUGCUGUUUGUUUAAUGACUGUUCUUGAUGUAGUUCUUAAUGCAUCUCAACUUUUCUGGAAUGGCCUAAAAUGCAGGAAAAGAUAGAAACAGCUCUGGAAAAAAAAUAAGAGACCACUUUAAAAAUUAUUUGAUUUUACCAAAUUGAAAACCUCUGGAAUUAUAAUCAAGAGGAAGAUGGAUGAUCACAAACCAUCAAACCACCAAACUGAACUGCUUGAAUUUUUACACCAGGAGUAAAGCAGCAUAAAGUUAUCCAAAAGCAGUGUGUAAGACUGGUGGAGGAGAACAUGAUGCCAAGAUGCAUGAAAAAAAAACUGUGAUUAAAAACCAACCAGGAUUAUUCCACCAAAUAUUGAUUAUUUCUGAACUCUUAAAACUUUAUGAAUAUGAACUUGUUUUCUUUGUAUUAUUUGAGGUCUGAAAGCUCUGCAUCUUUUCUGUUAUUUCAGCCAUUUCUCAUUUUCUGUAAAUAAAUGCUCUAAAUGAGAAUAUUUUUAUUUGGAAUUUGGGAGAAAUGUUGUCUGUAGUUUAUAGAAUAAAACAACAAUGUUCAUUUUACUCAAACAUAAACCUAUAAAUAGUAAAAUCAGAGAAACUGAUUCAGAAACUGAAGUGCUCUUUUUAUUUUUUCCAGAGCUGUUUUAUGAAAUUAAAUAAAGUUAAUGAGAUAAAACAUUAAAUAUAAUGCAUUCAUACUGUCUGCAAUGCAAUUAAUUAUUCUGAUGUAGGAUUAUAGACAAUGUCAGCACAUUACAUAUAAAUGUAUAACACUACAGUAUUAAGUGCAGUACGAUUGACAAUGCCUUAUUUUAUUUUAUUUUUUUUUUGCUUUAGUGUUUUCAAUGUUGUUUGUUAGUUUUUUUUUGCUAUUGAGUGUCUUCUAAUACUUUCUGCCAUUUUUUUCAUAUUAUAGUUAUAUUCAUAUUCUGUUUUCUGUAUUUCUAGUUUUUUUGUGUGUGGGUGUUUUUAAGCCUGUAUUUUCUUCAUCUUGCCAAGACCCUUUUUUCUGUACACUUAUAUGUGUAUAUGUGUGCCAAAUAUUAUUUAAAUAAAUAAAUAAAUA
Astyanax mexicanus (Mexican tetra) is the source of this 5215-nucleotide messenger RNA. Its product is annotated as gastrula zinc finger protein XlCGF26.1-like. The coding region runs from base 172 to 2103 and encodes 643 amino acids. Gene Ontology annotation, biological process: regulation of transcription by RNA polymerase II. The record is from RefSeq and is a predicted model, not a curated record. Lineage: Eukaryota; Metazoa; Chordata; Actinopteri; Characiformes; Acestrorhamphidae. Gene Ontology annotation, molecular function: RNA polymerase II transcription regulatory region sequence-specific DNA binding; DNA-binding transcription factor activity, RNA polymerase II-specific. Gene Ontology annotation, cellular component: nucleus. The transcript has 3 exons.